GGUUGGGAGAAGAAGAAACUGAUAAAGCUGUUCUGAGUAAAAAAUCUGCUUCAAGUAUGAAAAAAGAACUUCUCAUGAUGAUGAAUGAGUUUCCAGAACCACUAGAAUUCCUCGAUUUCCCAUAAAGAUUGAAAAGAAGGGAGAACAUUUUUGGGAUAUCUCGCUCUUGACUGGCAUGCAGGCUUUUGAGGCACCCGAUAAUAAUAUAAACCUGGCUCUAGAGAAAAAAGCCGUCAAUGACACGGCUAUCUCCCAAUAUAGCCUCUACAUCAAUGUCAGCUCAAUGAAUUUCACUAACUUAUCGAAUGAGACCGUUUCUGGUCUGAGCUCGAUAACGAGGGAGAACAUUUCUUCGAGUGAGAUCGAUGAGGUCAUGCUGAUGCAUGCCAUAGGAACUGCGGCCGCUUUGGGAGUCAUCAUGAUAGGGACCGUGAUCGGGAAUGUUCUAGUAAUUCUAUCCGUGUUCACUUACAAACCGUUGAGAAAUGUUCAGAAUAUUUUUCUUGUUUCAUUAGCUGGAGCGGAUAUCAUGGUAGCCGUCUUUGUAAUGCCUUUUAACGUCGCUUAUUCCAUAAUGCAGAACUGGAUCUUCGGUCUACACAUUUGCAAGUUGUGGUUAACGUGUGACGUGCUCUGUUGCACGGCCUCUAUUUUAAAUCUGUGUGCUAUAGCUUUGGAUCGAUAUUGGGCUAUACACGAUCCAAUUAACUAUGCCCAAAAAAGAACUUUAAAAAGAGUCCUUUGGAUGAUAUUUGGCGUGUGGGCCAUUAGCACUUUGAUAUCUGUACCACCGCUGAUUGGCUGGAAUGAUUGGCCUGAGGUGUUCACGUCUCAAACUCCUUGCACUUUAACGUCGCAUCGUGGUUACGUCAUAUACUCAUCAAGUGGCUCAUUCUUCAUACCCCUUGUCAUUAUGACUGUGGUUUACAUAAAAAUAUUCCAGACAGCACGAAACAGGAUACGCGUAAAGGCAAAAACUGCCGCCAACAUGCUCAAGAAGGAUAAAGUUUCAGAAGUUUCUACAUCAAAAACUCUCAUGCCCCCUCUCCAGACAAUAUCGUCUGAUGUGUCCAGUCGAGAAUGCCUGGCGAAAAUUGACAACAUGAGCCUCAACUGCAACUCUUCAUCAAUUGAAAUGGAAGAAAAGUCCUCCGACCCUCAAGAAUUAAAAGAAGAAGUCUCAAAUCAUCAUGGGGGUAACGGCAAGUCAAACAGCAAAAUGCCACCCCCACCACCGGUCGUAACAGUGAAGAGUUACAUGGAACAAAAAGAGCGCAUUUGCUUACAAAAGGAACGAAGGGCAGCUCAGGUGCUGGGUGUAGUGAUGGGCGUAUUCGUACUGUGCUGGAUGCCAUUUUUCCUCAUGUACGUCAUCUUACCGUUUUGCGAAAAUUGCGAAAUAUCAAACUUAAUGGUCAACUUCAUAACAUGGCUUGGGUACAUGAAUUCCACACUGAAUCCCGUAAUCUACACUGUAUUUAAUGUAGACUUUCGGAAAUCCUUUCAGAAAUUGCUCUGUGGCAAACUAAGUCGACGGUAGUUCUGUUCAAAAAUGUGUGCUACUUUUGAAGUAAACUAAGAAUUAAUGUUUAAAUAUAAUAUAUAUACAUAAAUAUAUUAAAAGAGAGGAAUAUCUAUAACCAUUAUGAUCUAGUUUGAGUAUUGAGCUAUUAAGCAGUUUAGAUCUUUCAUAAUUUUAUAUUUGUUGAAUAUGUAGAUACAAUUAGAAAAUAUGUAAUAAUGUGUGUGAUGUAUAUAUGUCCUUUUCUUGUUUUCAAUAUUUUUUUUCUAAGAAAAUUGUUUUCAACAUUUAUAUUUUCUAAUGUUUCUUUAGUGUAUUAAAUGUAAACCAUGAUAAAUUUUCAAUUCAUUAAACUGCAUUUCUUAGCAAUCUAUUUGGCAUAAUUCACAAAACAGUAAGAGUUGUCCCGGUUUCCUGUAUACAUAAACUCAAUAAUUUUAGUUUAAUUCAUUAUUUAUCUGCUAUAACAGACAUCAAAAUACUUUAAAUUAAAUAUCUUCAAUCUUAGUAUUAGGUAAAAAAAAUUAAAUUAUAAUUUUAAGUUUUUUGAAGGAAUAUCUUUUAUUUAUGCUAUUUUAGUAUGCCUUAAAAAUUUUUAAAUUCAAAUCUCAUUGCACUUCAUGUAUAUGUUAAUAAGAAUGUAUUAUAAAUAAUAAGGCUAGACAAUUUUUUCUUGAUAAUGCAUCUAAAUAAUUAGAGUACUUUGCAUCUAAUUUAAUUUUCAGUACCUUAUAUAUUUAUCAGUAUAUUUCAAAUAUAAUUAAUCAAAUGAUUAUAUAAAAAUCAGUAUUAUCAAAUAUAAUUAAAUAAGAAUUCAUACAUAUAUUUAAAUGCAUAAAACCUAAAUAAUUACUUUAUUAUGUAACAGAUGUAUCAUUUAAUGUAACAGAGGAACUAUAAAAGUAUACUUUUUAUAAACUAAUUAUAAAUGUAAUAAAAUUUUAAUACUUUGAGUAUUAAGAUAGGAUCAGUUUGACUCCAGCUGAACACUUUUUUCGAGUGUCAAAACUUCGGAUAUUAAAAUUAUUUUGCAAGAAUUCCUUUGUAAACAAAUAAUGUUACCUUACCUUACUUCACGAUACCUUUGAGCAUGUUAUCAAAAACCAUUUAUUUGCUUAAAUUUUCCUUUCAGUUUUGUAUUUCUUACUCAAUGAGUGGUAGUAAGAACUAUAAUUGUAAAAAUCAGAAUUUCCGA
Messenger RNA from Parasteatoda tepidariorum (common house spider), 2717 nucleotides. Its product is annotated as putative G protein-coupled receptor No18. Gene Ontology annotation, biological process: G protein-coupled receptor signaling pathway. Gene Ontology annotation, molecular function: octopamine receptor activity. Gene Ontology annotation, cellular component: plasma membrane. The record is from RefSeq and is a predicted model, not a curated record. Lineage: Eukaryota; Metazoa; Arthropoda; Arachnida; Araneae; Theridiidae.